Molecule: messenger RNA, 1035 nt
Organism: Gloeophyllum trabeum ATCC 11539
Lineage: Eukaryota; Fungi; Basidiomycota; Agaricomycetes; Gloeophyllales; Gloeophyllaceae
Exons: 4
Coding region: 1-1035 (344 amino acids)
Biological process (GO): protein O-linked glycosylation via mannose
Molecular function (GO): glucuronosyltransferase activity; xylosyltransferase activity
Source: RefSeq, a predicted model, not a curated record
AUGCAUCCCAGCAAGAUAAUCCCGUACUUCUAUAGGGCAACAGCCUCCCUCGAACAGGACGACAUUACUAUCGCUACCCUUGUGACAAGCAACCGUUUCGAAGUAUUCAAGAAGCUUGUCGUCAGCUACAAAGGUCCUGUAUCCGUGGCUAUUCACAUCAAAGAUUCAACGGAAGAGAUCGAGGCUCUCCUUGACCGUCUCCACGAAUUAUAUACCUCAGAUCCGCUCAUGUCUCUCUAUGUCGAUGUACACCUCGUGGUCGACCGGUUCGAUCGGCAGUUUAACACCUGGCGCAAUAUCGCCCGCCUCUUCGCUCGAACGGACUUCGUUAUGAUGCUGGACGUUGAUUUUGCUGUCUGCACCGAUUUCCGCUCCAGUAUCCGUCGCAGUCGCGCUAUCAUGGACAAGCUGGAGGCAGGGAAUACAGCACUAGUCGUCCCUGCGUUCGAGUACGUCAAACAGAGGGACGGCAUGGACCAGUCGAAGUUUCCGAAGAGCAAGAAGGAGUUGGUGUCCCUCGUGCGGCAAGGCCUCGUCGACAUCUUCCAUCGCUCUUGGGCACCUGGUCACAACAGUACUGAUUAUGACAGGUUCUACGUCGCGCAACCUGGUGAAGUAUACAAAGUGACACAAUACCAGUCUGCCUAUGAGCCCUAUGUGAUCUUCAAGAAAGAGGGACCGCCAUGGUAUCAGUGCGACGAGCGUUUCGUAGGUUACGGCGGUAACAAAGCUGCUUGUAUCUACGAGAUGUACCUUUCGGGCAUUUCGUUUUACGUCCUCUCCGAUCAUUUUCUGAUUCAUCAGAGCCAUCCUUACGAGGAACAAGCGAGGAAGAACGAGAGGAAGUAUAAUAAGAAGAUAUAUUCAGAUUUCAAAGAGGAAGCGUGUCUUCGGUAUUUGAAGCGGUUCUACGCCGACGGUACCCUCAAUACAACGCGUGGCCACAACGUACAAGAGGAAUGCAGGAAAAUCAAAGGGUUCUCGAGGAUCGCGGCUCAGGUAGAAGUUCACCUCUCCUGGGGAUAUCCUGCGUGA